AUGUCCAAAUUCCAAUGUACAACGUGUAAUGAGGUGCUAGAUGCAGAUGCCAUGAUGAAGCAUCUGUCAUCUACUAGGCAUAAAACUGUGAUAGACGCCCAUAGUGAGGAAGAAGUAUGUUGCGAAGAUUGCCAAAACUCUAAUAUACAUCAGUUGCAAAUUAUUAGAUUUGGUGGUGAAGAUAUGUCAUUACUAUGCACCCCGUGUUUGAACAAGGAAUAUGCGGCUUCUGAAAGACCAAGUACUGCAUAUUCGUUAUCCAACGGAUCUCUUUUGAGAUUUUGGUCCACUUAUUUGAAGGUGAGAGAUUGUUGCUGUGAAGAAUGUGGCAACGAAUCUCAUUUAAAUGUAAAUUCAAAGAAGCAGGUAGUUUGUAAUGAUUGUUUGAGAAAUAAGCCAGAAUCUGUGGCAAAAACUUUCAUAUCUGAGGAUAGUAGUAGGUUUUUAUAUUUAUUUUUGGGUAUUAAGGAGACUAAUAAUGCUAAGAGUUUUAAGAAGAAAGGUGGUAGACGAUUGGGUAGAGGUAAAAAGGGUAAAAAGGACGCUGGAAAUGCUAGAAAGCCAAGAGAAAAGAAACCACUUACAGUGCAUCAACAAUUGGCCAAGAAAGCUUAUGAGAACAAGAAGUCUAAUAAUGCGAUUGAAGGUGAUAGUUCUUUAAGUUUAAGAUCAUUUAAAGGGCACAAGGCAGCUUCGGGGCCUGACCAGAUCAAAGAAAGCAUGUCUAAUGCGAAGACUGGGCCACCUACGAGAGGGAAGCAGCAUAGUAAACCACAGGGCAAACCUCAGGGCAAACCUCAAGGUAAACCUCAGAGCAAACCUCAGGGUAAACCUCAGGGCAAAUCUCAAAGCAAACCCUCGAACAAGACAGAUGCAAAAUCACAGAGUACACCAGGGGGUAAGCCUCAGUCAAAUCCCCAGGCAAAGUCAGGCAAGCAGCCCACCACAAACGACAAAUCAUCAGCUAAUGGGAAGAAUUCGAGAUCAACAGCAGCUACCUCUAAUAUAAAGGAAAACACAUCAAAGUCCAAUGAAUCGAAACCCAAACAAAAUGCAUCCGAAGGUGGUAGGGCGAAGAGACAGCAGCCAAACAGUGGUAAGACAAAUGAUGGCAAGCCAAAUGGCGGUAAACAAAAUGGCGGUAAACCAAGUGCUGGUAAGCCAAGUGCUGGUAAGCCAAGUGCUGGUAAGCCAAGCGCUGGUAAGCAAAAUAGUGGUAAGCCAAACGAAGGUAAACCAAAUGGUAGAAAGUCAAGUGAGACAGGUAAUGGCAAUUCAAAAUCGCAAUCUCCACCCACUGCGGAACCGACACCUAAUGUCGAAUACGAAGAAGGUGAGCCUCUUAGAGAGAUGUCCAAAUAUGUCCCCAAAUUGACUUAUUCCGAUCCUGAUGAUUAUUUCAACACUUAUUCGUAUGCACUUUAUCUGGAAGAGAAAUUGCAAAACAGGUUCUUACAAAACUUUCAAAUUACUUGGCCAAAUAACGAUAAAGAAACCGUCUUUGUCGUCAAGAUCGACAUUAGUAACAAUACUGAACUGGAAAGACUUUUACCGAAAAACUCAUUAAAAUUGGGACGUCCACCAUUUGUCAAUUUACAACCAUUGGUCCUAGCGACCCAGGAUGAAUCCAAAGUUUGGUAUACAUAUGUCAAAGAGUUCCAAAUGAAUCGCCGUGACAUUACGCUGUUAUUAGCAUUAUACCCUUGGAAUAAAAUCAAACUGCCAAUAAAACAUUCGAAUGAUCAAAUGAAGAUCUUACCGUGUGGAGCUCAAACGAGCAGAAUUUAUUUUGCAAUGACUCGUGCCAAAAAUCCACGUUUUAUCGAUUUAAUCAUGGGUCAAAAACCCAUUAAACAGAUAAGCUUUACGAACAGAUUGAAUUAUUCAAAGGACAGUUUCAAUGAGUCCCAAAAGAGUGCAAUUCAACACGUUCUAAACAACAGUGUCACAGUACUGCAGGGACCACCGGGUACAGGUAAAACUAGUACUAUUGAAGAAUUAAUCAUUCAAAUGAUUAGGAAUUUUUCGUCAUGGCCUAUCUUAUGUGUUGCUGCAUCCAAUAUUGCCAUUGAUAACAUUGCAGAAAAAUUCAUCGAUAACAAAGAUAGCAUUAGAAUUCUUAGAAUUGUUUCUGAUUCCAAAGAAUCACAAUAUAACAAGGAUCAUCCUUUGGGUAAAAUUUGUCUUCACAAUAUCGUUAAUGAUCAACUACCACCGCAAUUGAAAGAAGUUCAACAUAAAUUGCGUACAGGUAAAUCUCACGAGGUUUCGAAAAAUCAGUACAACAAUUUGUCCACUGCUCAAAAUCAAAUUGCUGAUCGUUAUAUCAUGCAGGCUCAAAUCCUUUUCACAACCACCAUUACCGCCGGUGGUCGCCGUUUAAAGGCUAUUAAAGAACUACCCGUUGUAAUUAUGGAUGAAUCUACACAGUCUUCAGAAGCCGCCACCCUAGUGCCAUUAUCACUACCAGGAAUUCGUAAGUUUGUGUUUGUGGGUGAUGAGAAACAAUUGUCUAGUUUCAGUCAGAUCCCACAGCUAGAAAUGUCCUUGUUCGAAAGAGUUUUACUCAAUGGCUGUUAUAAGAACCCUCACAUGUUAGAUACUCAAUACAGAAUGCAUCCUAUCAUAAGUGAAUUUCCUCGUCAAAGAUUUUACGGCGGUCUAUUGAAAGACGGUGUCACGGAAGAACAGAAAAAUUGGCAAUCUAUCAAAUAUCCUCUGUUCUUCUUGAGAUGCGAUCUGGGUGAUGAGACUAAAGUCACCAAUUCUCACAAUGGUCUACGUGGAUACACUUAUACAAACAAGCAUGAAUGUCAGCUAUUGCUCCAAAUGGUCUACAAAUUAAUUUUGGACAAGCAAGUUUCUCGGGACCAGAUUGGUAUCGUAACACCUUAUUCCGCUCAAAGAGAUGCGAUUUCUGAACUUUUGGUGCAAGAUCGUAUUGUUAAUCCCCAGGGACUUGCUAUGGAACAAGAGAUUGAUGAGAUGGAUCCAUUUGAUGCAAUGGCAGGAAGCAAGAAAAACAGCAUUAAUAUCGUUAACGAUAUCUACAUCGCCACAGUUGACUCAUUCCAAGGUCAUGAAAAGAACUUUAUUCUGUUUUCAACUGUAAGAAACAAUCCUUUGGGCAAAAUUGGUUUCGUUAACGAUGCAAGACGUAUGAAUGUUGCGCUAACAAGAGCUAAGAAUGGUCUAAUUCUCGUUGGUAAUGACCACACAUUACGUAAUGGAAGUGAUCUGUGGAAGGACUAUAUUGACUAUCUGAACUCACGUCAAUUGAUCUUUACAGACUUGAGCGGCUACUGA
Messenger RNA from Zygosaccharomyces rouxii, 3306 nucleotides. RefSeq names its product RNA helicase (gene ECM32). Gene Ontology annotation, cellular component: cytoplasm. The transcript has a single exon. Lineage: Eukaryota; Fungi; Ascomycota; Saccharomycetes; Saccharomycetales; Saccharomycetaceae. The coding region runs from base 1 to 3306 and encodes 1101 amino acids. Gene Ontology annotation, biological process: nuclear-transcribed mRNA catabolic process, nonsense-mediated decay. The record is from RefSeq and is a predicted model, not a curated record. Gene Ontology annotation, molecular function: RNA helicase activity.